AUGAAAGAAAAAGAAUUGGAAAAGAAGUCAUCUAAUCAAGUUGAUGAACAAGAAUGGACUCAAUUAAGUCAUCAAAUAGCUGGUGUAGAUGAUGAAUUACAGAAAGAUGGAGAUGAGAAAGAGAACAAGAAGGAUGUGGACAAGGGCAAAGAUGAUAAGGAUGAAAUAUAUGAGAAUGAAUGGAUGAAUUGGAGAGCACAAAAAGCUUUAUAA
Messenger RNA from Entrophospora sp. SA101, 213 nucleotides. The record is from the annotation of a GenBank genome assembly. NCBI's taxonomy places the organism in Eukaryota, Fungi, Glomeromycota, Glomeromycetes, Entrophosporales, Entrophosporaceae.